AUGGUCUUCGGCCGCUCACUGACCGAGUCUCGUUUGAUCAAUUCGGCCAACUAUGUCCGGACAGAGCUUCCCACGAGAAUUGCGCACCGAAUUCGGGAUAUGCAACACCUACCCUACGCCGUUGUCAAGAACCCCCACAUUAGCGAUGUCUAUAACCUUUACUAUAAUGCCUUCGAUUCUUUCCGAAAGAUCAAAGAGAUAAAUACCCUAGAAGAAAAUGACGAGUUCUGCAAGACCAUAAGCAAGAACCUCCAGGCCCACCUGACCGUCAUACCCAAGCUUGCCAUGGGGAUAAUAGAAUGUAGCGACCUUAUGGAUGCACAGUCUCUCGACAAGUUUAUGAACACUAUCCUAAGAUCUAGGAUAUCCCGCCGAGUCAUCGCAGAGCAACACCUAGCUCUAACAGAAACCUACAACUCCCCCUGGUUCUCCCCCGGAGCCAAACUCUCCGAGGCCGACUUCAUCGGCGAAGUCUUCAUCAAAUGCGUCGCUAAGGACGUCAUCGACCGCUGCGGCCUCGCCGUCCAAGCCCUCGCCCGAGCCACCUACGGGCCGGAGGUACAAAUCCCCGAGAUCAAAGUCGAAGGCCACCUCAACGCCAGCUUCCCCUACAUCCUCAGCCACCUCGAGUAUAUCGUCGGCGAGCUCCUCCGCAACUCCGUCCAGGCCGUCAUCGAGCGCCAAAUCCGCGAAAGCGAACGCCAACAAAAGGACAACCCCGACCAAAGCCACCCUGCGGCACCACUACCUCCCAUCGAGGUGACUAUUUGCGAGUCCCCCCAGCUCAUUAUUAUUCGCAUAUCCGACCAGGGCGGCGGCGUACCCCGCGACGUCCUCCCCCACCUCUGGUCCUUCAGCAAAGGGCCCCGCGGCCAGAAGCUGCUCGAGAACCUCGGCAAGGUCCCCAAGAUGGCUGCCACGAUGCAGGAGCUCCACAUCCAUGAUGAGAUCGCGCGGGCCGACCUACGAACACCGAGCAGCUACGAAUCGGCGCCCAUCACGUCGUCGUCGUCCCUGUCUUCCCUGUCGAACAGGCCGCCGAAUCUCCAGCUCGGCAUGGGUUUGCCCCUGAGUAGGGUCUACGCCGAGUACUGGGCCGGUAGCCUCGAGCUGCAUAGUCUCGAGGGGUAUGGCGUCGAUACGUUCCUGCAGAUUUCGAGGCUGGGGAACAAGAAUGAGCAGUUGACUACUAGGGCGACUAUUGAUGCUGUUUGA
This is a messenger RNA of Scedosporium apiospermum, 1215 nucleotides long. RefSeq lists its product as uncharacterized. Gene Ontology annotation, biological process: protein phosphorylation; regulation of glucose metabolic process. Bases 1 to 1215 code for a protein of 404 amino acids. Gene Ontology annotation, cellular component: mitochondrion. The transcript has 3 exons. Gene Ontology annotation, molecular function: pyruvate dehydrogenase (acetyl-transferring) kinase activity. NCBI's taxonomy places the organism in Eukaryota, Fungi, Ascomycota, Sordariomycetes, Microascales, Microascaceae. The record is from RefSeq and is a predicted model, not a curated record.